GGAGGUUGACGAAAAUUACCGAGAGUGAACGGGUGUAUAUAAACACGACCGACACAGGUGAUACACCAAAGCAGUGGUGAACUGGACAGCGGAAAAUUAUGGCUGGGUUUAAACACUUGGUGACCACUCUGCUGGUUUGCUCCCUGGCAAGCAUAGGUCUGGCAGAGUACAUCAUGGUUUGUUACUAUACCAACUGGGCACAGUACAGAAACGGAGUGGGCAAGUUCAUGCCCAAGGACAUCGACCCCAACCUGUGUACCCACAUCAUCUAUGCGUUUGGAAAACUCGAUGGGAACAAGAUAACGAACUUUGAAUGGAAUGACAAUGAUGACUACAUCAAUCUGUACAAACAGGUAAAUGAGCACAAAGCAGCAAAUCCGAAUCUAAAAACACUGCUGGCCAUGGGAGGAUGGACCGCCGGAAGUCUGAUUUAUUCAAACAUGGCGUCCACUGCUGCAAACCGCAAAGAGUUUAUCGACUCUGCCAUUGAUUGGUUACGGAAAUACAAUUUCGAUGGUCUUGAUAUGGAUUGGGAAUAUCCAGCGAACAGAGAUGGAAAGCCUUACGAUAAAGAAAAUUUUGCUCAUCUUUGUAAGGAAACGCGGGAGGCUUUCGAUAACGAGGCUCAAACAACAGGAAGGGACCGGUUAUUAUUUACGUCUGCUGUUGGUGCAGGAAAAGCAGUGGUUGACUCAGCCUACGAUGUUCCUGUGAUGGCACAAUACAUGGAUUUCAUAUGUAUAAUGUCGUAUGACUUGCAUGGAUCUUGGGAAUCGUUUACCGGACUACACACUGGGUUGGACGCUUCUGAUGCUGAUUCCGAUAAAACAUUGAAUGUCAUGUUCGCGGCAAAUUAUUGGCAUCAGAAAGGAGCUCCUCGGAACAAGUUGAUUAUUGGUCUAGGUACAUACGGACGGAGCUUUACCCUGGUAGACGCUUCCAACCACGGUGUGGGUGCGCCAGCUUCUGGUGCGGGGGCCCCUGGAACUUACACACGGGAAAAAGGAUUCCUGUCCUACUACGAGAUUUGCGAGAUGCGGAAGAAUGGAGGAACUACAUAUCGCGAUCCUGUAGCCAAAGUUCCUUAUUAUGUCAAUCCGAAUACGAAACUGUGGGUUGGAUAUGAUGAUAAAGAAAGCAUCUACGCAAAGCUGACGGAGCUGAUCAUUAAAGAUGGCUACGGAGGAGCAAUGACCUGGGCUCUCGACCUAGAUGACUUCACAGGUACAAUCUGCGGGGAAGGGAAAUAUCCACUGAUUUCUUUAAUGAAAAAUGUACUCGAUCAAGCAAACGGAGGAGGGACAGUGAAGCCACCUACUACCAAAGAACCAGGGACUAACCCACCAACCAAUGCUCCCACGAACGCCCCAACUACCACACGAGCCCCAUCCGUAACCACCCCAGGAGGAGGCGGAGCAGAUGGAAUAUGCGCUCAAUCUUACCAUGGAUAUAUCUUCCCGAACGUAAACGACUGUUCUAGUUUCUAUCAGUGUGUUCACGGGCGUGCUGUCGUUAUUCAAUGCCAGUCCGGGCUGCUUUUUAAUGUUGCAACUGACAAUUGCGACUGGCCCAGUAACGUUGUCUGCGCCUCAACAACACAAGCACCUGUUACAGCUGUUCCAACAACACAAGCACGUGUUACAGCUGUCCCAACAACACAAGCACCUGUUACAGCUGUUCCAACAACACAAGCACCUGUUACAGCUGUUCCAACAACACAAGCACCUGUUACAGCUGUUCCAACAACAAUAAUUCCGUCGUCGUCCAUGUCCAUGGCUCCGACGACUCCUACACCAGCAGGAACCUGUCCCUAUGAUGGAGCGAUAAGGGACCCCACAGAUUGCGCUAAGUACUAUCUUUGCUGGAAUGGAGUCGUUUUACGACAGCCGAAAUCUUGUCCGAGCGGAAUGCUGUUCAGUAGUGUCACAAAACUUUGUGACCGUGCAGGUGUCGUAAACUGCAAUAGCGAUCCAUCUUCGACUUCUGCUCCUACAACGAAACAGCCUACUACGAUAAAACCGACAACUACAAUCUCAAUGAAAACAACAACUAAACCAACAUCAACAACAACAACAACAAAACAGACAACUACAACACCAAAACCACCACCAACAACAACAAAACCAACAACUGCUGUCCCAGCUACCGGGCGUCCAACUUCUGCGCCAGGAAUCUCGUGUACCAACAACGAAGGCAAACUGUACCCAUACAGUAAAGAUUGCACCAAGUACAUACAGUGUGUUCAUGGAUCACCAUUGGUAAGGCCCUGCAACCCUGGGCUUCAUUUUUCGCCAACUUCUCUCACCUGUACCUGGUCUUACCUGGCGGGAUGCCAAUAGAUCUCUGGACACCUCGUUUGUUGAGAGAGAAACAUUUGUGAACAAAUUGAUGUAUUUUUAUAAUAAAACGAGACGUCCAUUA
Magallana angulata is the source of this 2421-nucleotide messenger RNA. RefSeq names its product chitinase-3-like protein 1. Gene Ontology annotation, molecular function: chitinase activity; chitin binding. The record is from RefSeq and is a predicted model, not a curated record. Gene Ontology annotation, cellular component: extracellular region. Lineage: Eukaryota; Metazoa; Mollusca; Bivalvia; Ostreida; Ostreidae. Gene Ontology annotation, biological process: chitin catabolic process; carbohydrate metabolic process. Bases 99 to 2339 code for a protein of 746 amino acids. The transcript has 11 exons.